AUGACCGAGUUCACCAUUUCCUCCAUUCGAGCCGUUGUUGCUCGCGAACCCAGCGCCACUCCUGGCGCCGCGCCCUCCGCCUCGGGUGUGAUUGAUCUUACGCCGGUUAAGGAGGAAGUGAAGCCGGAGCCUGUUGACACCCUUCCCCCGGCCGGUGAUGUGGCGAUGCGUGGUGACGCUGAUCGUCGCAGUGUCGAGAUCGUCAACCCGCGGGCUAGCGUUGAAGCUGUCGAACCCGCUCGUGUUGCUCGGCACGCAAUGUCCUCGCUUCGCAUUGCUCGUGCACGCAGUCGUAGUCGCUCGGUGCAUCCCUACGUUCGACCUGCUCCGCUCGUGCGCGCCCCCACGCCAGCUGCUCGUCCUGCGCCUCUGAUGCGUACUCCUACACCUGCUCCUCGCCUGCCUCGUCUGGCUGGCAUCCAAGUCGAAGACGAAGUGACGCUCGUCGCUACGAACCACGCUGCUAUGCUGCGCAAUGCAGCCGCUACAGCUCGCCAGGCAGUUCGAGACCAACGCCGAGAACGUAGUACCCACCGCGAUACCGCCAUGACUCGGGUGUCGAUCGAGGUGGCCAACGGAAGUGUCAUCAGCAAGACCUUCCUCGUGCCGACGGGUGCUGUGACGGCAGGAAAACUCGAGAUGGUCGCAAAUCAUCUGCAAGCCGCAGCCGAAAGAAAGCUCGGUGGCACUCGCCUCCCCCGCGCCAUGCCGAGGAACUAA
This is a messenger RNA of Moesziomyces aphidis, 720 nucleotides long. The record is from the annotation of a GenBank genome assembly. Lineage: Eukaryota; Fungi; Basidiomycota; Ustilaginomycetes; Ustilaginales; Ustilaginaceae.